GAUCCCCAAACCAAUUCUGUUUCCGGCUAUAACUUCGUACCAAAGGCGAGCUUCAAUACAAAAUCCCUGAUCCAAAAUUGAGAAGUAUGUCGGAUAUAACAUUAAAACUGCAGCACCUAGACUUCCCAGAAUGCUCAAGGGAGGCGCUGAACUUUCUGGUGCGUCACUUCACAUCUGACUCCCAUCGAGGAAUGCCAGCAAGGGGCAGUGGCGAAAAACUUGCCAUGGACAUCGCACAGCAAUAUAUUGUAGACAUUGCAAAGAAAAGAGGCCACAGAAAUAAGAAGCUGGACUCCAUUCAUGAGCUACUUCUCCUGGAGCUGGUGUGUUCCAGCCUCCGCCAGGCCCCAGAGCACUCAUGCUACAGUGUGUUCGCAGCCAUAUUUGGCGGCCAUGUUGACGCCAGCAAGAUUGUAUUGAUGACCAAGCUGGUCUCCAUGGCAAUCUCAAUCAGCUGUGGACCAGUUCUGGGCUGCGUGGCAUUGUGGAUGCAGGAACAGGGCAGCCAGAGCCAGUAUGUGUGUGAUAUGGCCCAGCGCCUGGUGGAGGACUACUGUCAACUCUACCCCAGCUUGAGCUCCAGCUUCAGAAAUCUGCCUGCCGUCUCCACUCUCUUUACCUGCAACUUUGUGACAGCCCUAACUACUAUAUACCCAUACACAGAUGCCAGUAAAUCUUCACCCCUGGAGCUGUUGGAGUGCAUAGUGGACUGGAUCUCUGCUGACCCGUGUUUGUGUUCAGACUCUGUGAGACUCGUGCGUAUCCAGUCCAGCUUUACGUGCCCCCUGGCAGGCCUCAUUCGCUGGUGUAUCCUCGGCCCUAUAGUCACCAUGGCAACAAAUGAUGGGAAUGGGACAGAAAAGAAAUCAGUAACACAUGACUCUAAAUUGCUGAGCCUAUUCUCUAAAUUACAUUUAGGAGUCCUGCUAAGUUUGCAGGCGUAUCAGAGCAUGGAGUUAAAGGAACAUUUGUUCUCGUUCGGAGAUAUGAACAUCGUUUCAAAGACUCUUGCUGCAUUUUAUCGGGGCGGACAGUGUUCUGAAGACAUGCUUGAUGUUGUCAAUGUUUCAGUAGAUCGUCUGGCUCAAACACUUCAAAUGGCAUUAACUACCAAAGCUUUGUCAGAGAAGUUUGACUUUCAACAAGUUAGUGCUGGUCUUCCACCAAACAGAUUGUUAGAGAUGAUAGUUUCACUGGGCUAUCGGAAACAAACCCAGGCACAGCCCAUGGAUGUAUCGUGACAUCUUGCUGAGAGAAACAACUUCCAUUGUGCUAGCUUGAGUUUGGUCGAUCAUGACAUGAACUUAACAUGGGGAACUUACCUUUAACAGGGCCUUGUAUCACGAACAUACAUAACAUGCUUAUAUGUCCAUCUUAAGAGGAGAUACACAAAAAAUAUGUACCAAAGUAUUAUUACCAAUGCCCAUCGAUGUUUAAAUUUUUGGAAAUGUUGGGCAUUGAAAACAAAACCAAAUUAAUUAAAAUUUCUCUUUUUAUUAAAUACGCAUUAAAUAAACGAAACUCCUUGUAAAAUGUAAGUUCAUCCUCGUAAAACAAGGACACAUACUUAAACAUUUUGAAUAACACAUUAUGUAUGUAUACAACAAUCAAAUGUUUUAUAAUAAAGACCAGGUAUACCGUAGAUACAGGUAUACCGUAGUUACUGAAAAUAUAUGAUUACCGUGACAUGAAUGCUCUUAAUUAUGCUUUGUUUGUUUUGUUAUAUUGACGAUGUACUUUGUGCAAGUCAUAAUAAAACACAUGUUCUGUUCUGUUCAUAA
Molecule: messenger RNA, 1781 nt
Organism: Dreissena polymorpha
Lineage: Eukaryota; Metazoa; Mollusca; Bivalvia; Myida; Dreissenidae
Product: integrator complex subunit 15-like
Exons: 7
Coding region: 87-1241 (384 amino acids)
Source: RefSeq, a predicted model, not a curated record